UCCCUGUUUCUUCAAAACCCUAAUUCUGUCAAAUUGAGUUUGAGCCUCGAAAAACCUAUCUCCCUCUUUCCUCUCUCUCUUUCUCUCUCUUCAUUCUCUCUCUAACGAUAUUAUCGUUCAACAGAGAUCCUUCAAUCAUCAUCAUCCUUCAUCAACGCACCUUUGUCUGAAACUCACGGGCCGUUGCUUUCUAAAGAGAUGUCUCCCGCAUCCCGAUCCAAGUCUAAAGACAAAAAGGCUAACAAGGAAGCUCAAAAGGCUUCUGCAAAAUCCACAGGAUCUGGUAAUGCAGCAGCGGGUAUUCCAGCCAGUGCAUACAACCCAUUAUUAGGAACAUUCCAUACUCUGGAUGCAUCACAGACGCCCUCCACCUCACCAAUACAUUCAAAUGGUCGUUUUCGGAAUAUAGACGAGACAGAUGAACAUCCUGGCAGCUCGGUUGUAGCUGGUGUUGAGUAUGAUUCUGUUUCUAACAAUGGUAGUUGGUCUGGUGAGUCCGAAGACCAUAAAGAGAAAACAUCUAAUCCUCCUGUUCGGCUGGAAUCGGUUCCUGGAGCUGAUAAUGACAAACGGGAGAAAAUCCGCCAGAAGAAUGAGAGAAAACAUCAACGGCAGAAGGAAAGGCGAGCACAGGAGUUGCAUGAGCGGUGCAGAAGUUAUCUUAUGUCUAGGAGACUGGAAACACUUGCUCAACAAUUUGUUGCUAUGGGAUUUUCUCAUGAACGAGCAACAAUGGCACUGGUAUUGAAUGAAGGUAGGGUGGAGGAAUCAGUAGCAUGGUUAUUUGAAACUGAAGGAGCAGAUGGUCAAAAUGAUAAAACUACAGGUAGGGGAAAUUUGAAAAUGGACAUAUCAGAAGAACUUGCUUGGAUUGCAGACAUGGAAGCCAGGUAUGGUUGCUCAAGACAGGAGGUUGAAAGAGUCGUUGUUUCCUGUGAGGGUGAUCUUGAUAAGGCUGCAGCGACCUUGAGAGAAUCGAAACAUGAUCCACCAUCUGCUCCACCAAAGCCAGAGGAAACUGGUGAUCCUCCUAUCACCAACAAUGGUAAGCAGCAGUCAGGAGUUGUUAGUCAGAAUCCAAGGCCACAAACAAAACCUGUUCCUUCUCUAAACCAACCCAAAACUGAUGAAAAAGAUUUUAACUAUACAAAAGCAGCAAUUACAAAUGGAGUAUCUUCAGACUCCACUAAUAAAAAUAUGCAACCUCUAAAGAGAAUACUACCCAAGUCUGAAUGGGUAAAGCCACCACAGGCUACCGUAGCAGCUGACAAAAGGUGGCCUAGUGCAGGAUCCAAUCCUUCUGUUUCUUAUUCAUUGGCAUCACCUUUACAGGUGUCACCCCCACCUGCUAAGCCGGAAGUUCGUUAUGUGUCUGUUGGAGGUGAUUAUAAGAACCUUCAACCUGGAGCGGCCAAGGAACCCAUAGUCGUAAUGCAGCGUCCCCAAACUGCAAAUGCAAAUGCAAAGCAGGUUCCAGCCACAAGCAUGAGUUCAUCACCUCCCGGAAUAGCUGCCAAUUGGUAUCCAGCUAACAGUGUAGAAGCUAUGAGGUCCAACGUGUUUUUACCUCAAGCUCCUAGUACUAGAAGCCCUAGUCCAAACUAUCUAAGUUCUCAUCAAAUGUACCACCAACUUCAAUAUCAACCUCAACAACAGUUUGUUGCUGGCAGCAGCAACUCAGUAGAUCCUCAAGCAGCCAACCGAGGGAAUAGCACUUGGAAUAGAACGGGCGCAUCUCCAACGCUUGCUGCCGCUUCUUCUCUAGGUCUCUUUUCAGGGAAGGGCUCAGCAGCCACAUCAGGGGCAUCUUCUCCGGUAGACUGGAGCACUGGUGGGUCAAUGCAGUUUGAUUAUACCAGCAUAGAUUGGUCCUUAGAUCGAGGUUUAGCUUCACCAAGGUCAAAUGCUUUGUGGUUAGGGCUUUCACCUUUCACAAAGAGUAGGGCUCAAAUGUAUGAUCCUAAUGCUUCUGGAGUUGUUGCUCAACAGACAAUGAGAUCAUUGCCCUUAAAUGGGAGCAUUGUCCCCACACCUGGAUUGCAAGAUGGCGGAGCAGCUUCAGCUGAAACUUCUACUGCUGGUUCCCAGGAGUGGAGUUCUCCUUUUGAAGGGAAAGAUCUUUUUAGUUUACCGAGACAGUUUGUUUCUUCUCCAUCUCGGUAAAAUGAUAGGAGUGAAAAUGAAAGAAUGAAUGAAUAAAAUGAAAGAAAGACAAAAAAAAUGUGUGGAUUUGUUGUUGGUUCUUUUGUUCUACAGUUGAUGAUUGUUGGUCGUAAGCUUAAGUGGGAGGAGCAAGCAUCUAA
This is a messenger RNA of Cicer arietinum (chickpea), 2303 nucleotides long. RefSeq lists its product as uncharacterized. The record is from RefSeq and is a predicted model, not a curated record. Gene Ontology annotation, molecular function: protein binding. Lineage: Eukaryota; Viridiplantae; Streptophyta; Magnoliopsida; Fabales; Fabaceae.